Messenger RNA from Acaulospora morrowiae, 1151 nucleotides. Lineage: Eukaryota; Fungi; Glomeromycota; Glomeromycetes; Diversisporales; Acaulosporaceae. The record is from the annotation of a GenBank genome assembly.
AUGGCUAGGCUUGCUAAUACUGACGAAAUUAAAAAUAAAGGUUCGUUACUUUGGAUGUUUGGAUUAUUUGAAGGGCUUUUGCUUAUGUUCACACUCUUGUUUUUAGUUAUUAUGGCCUUCCCACAAAAUAUAAAUAUUGAAUCAUUUGUCAAUACACUCGCGCUGAUUUGGAACAUUGAGGUGGUAAAAAAUGUCACUCCAAGUCCACAAAAUGAUCCGUGUGCUAAACUGAAGAUGGAACCCUCUUUUUUCAAAAUAAAUUUACCCCGUGGCAUAACCGAACAAACUUUCACAACGGUUGAUCUAUGCCUCCCUUCUUAUAAAUCCGAAACGAACUAUCACAAUCCCUUUUAUAAUGAUCCACAAUUCAAAGAAACAGUUUCUCUUGUGCAAAAAAAGAUUGAAGACAAUCCAAAAGACAUAAUUGUGCUCGCUGGGGUUUCAGGAGGUGGAAAAACAUCGACAACAUUUGGAAUUGCUAUGGAACGUUGGUCAAUAUAUAUUGAUUUUUCUCCUACUGUGGGACAAUAUGGUAGCCAUGCGGGGGCAGAACUUGGAGAUAUCAGGACUAAACAACCAAAGUUCGAACAGUAUGAUCAGCAAGAUUAUGCAUACCGCAAGCUGAACACAAUAAUACUCUCACGUGGACUUUUACUUAUCAAGAUGAUUACUGAGAGAAAAAUUUUAACACCAAAGGAAUGGCUGUUUUUACAACUUAAAAUGAAUGAUUCUGAGAUCCGAGAUACUUUAGGUCCUAAAAAUUAUAACAAUCUUACUGUUGUUACACUUAUCAACAGGAUUAAUGCUUUUCUCAAAGUAGAUUAUCUAACCUUAAUAUUUGAUGAGGCGCAAAUCCUAUGUAGAUCUGAAUAUGGAGAAUAUCAAGGAAGUUCAAUUAAUGGUAAAAGAUGGAAUCUUUUGCAGGGUUACAUUGUACAUCUCACUCAACUUCCCGUUACCUGCCUUCUUGUUGGCACUUACAUGCAUAUGGCGAGCGGAAUUUCUCUCGUCACUAGUGUUGGAAAAGUUUCAAAUUUGUAUGCUCAUAUUGUGCUAAAGCUUCCCUUCCUCUCACACGAUGAUGUCCUGCGGAACCUUGAUGCCGUAAUUGACCUGACAGAUGUUACGCCUGAGAUUCGCGACUACUUGGG